Podarcis lilfordi (Lilford's wall lizard) is the source of this 1758-nucleotide messenger RNA. NCBI's taxonomy places the organism in Eukaryota, Metazoa, Chordata, Lepidosauria, Squamata, Lacertidae. The record is from the annotation of a GenBank genome assembly.
AUGGAUUGUGGCAAGGACAUCUGUGGGAGUGGUACUCCUACAAAGCAUCAAGGAACUCGCACAGGGGAAAAACCAUUUAAAUGCAUGGAGUGUGGAACAUGCUUCCGUCAUAGACAAUCGCUAAGAAGGCAUCAAUAUACUCAUACAGGGGAGAAACCAUAUAAAUGUUUUGAGUGUGGAAAAUGCUUCACACAGAGUGGAAACCUCUAUAUACAUAUGCGAACUCACACAGGGGAGAAACCAUUUAAAUGUAUGGAGUGUGGAAAGAGCUUCCUUUUGAGUAAUCAACUUAAUGCACAUCAUCAAACUCACACAGGUGAGAAACCAUUCAGAUGUACGGAGUGCGGAAAGAGCUUCUCUCAGAGUGGACAGCUUAAAAGACAUCAGCGAAGUCACACAGGGGAAAAACCAUUUAAAUGCAUAGAGUGUGGGAAGUGCUUCAUCGAUAGUGGAACACUUAGAAAACAUCAAUGGACUCACACAGGGGGAAAACCAUUUAAAUGCAUAGAGUGUGGAAAGAGCUUCAGUCAGAGUGGAAUCCUUAAAUACCAUCAACGAACUCACACAGGGGAAAAACCAUUUAAAUGCACAGAGUGUGGAAAGAGCUUCUCUCGGAGUGGACACCUUCAAAACCAUCAACGAACUCACACAGGGCAGAAACCAUUUAAAUGCAUGGAGUGUGGAAAGAGCUUCACAAAGAGUGGGACGCUUAGAAGACAUAAGCAAACUCACACAGGGCAGAAACCAUUUGAAUGCAUGGAGUGUGGAACAAGCUUCCGUCAUAGAGAAUCACUAAUAAUGCAUCAAUGUACUCAUACAGGGGGAAAACCAUAUAAAUGUUUUGAGCGUGGAAAGAGCUUCCUUUUGAGUAAUCACCUUAAUGCACAUCAUCAAACUCACACUGGAGAGAAACCAUUCAGAUGUAUGGAGUGCGGAAAGAGCUUCUCUCGGAGAGGACAGCUUAAAAAACAUCAGCGAAGUCACACAGGGGAAAAACCAUUUAAAUGCAUAGAGUGUGGAAAGAGCUUCAGUCGGAGUGGAAACCUUAGAAAACAUCAAUGGACUCACACAGGGGAGGAACCAUUUAAAUGCAUAGAGUGUGGAAAGAGCUUCACAGAGAGUGGAAUCCUUAAAAAGCAUCAACAAACUCACACAGGGGAAAAACCAUUUAAAUGCAUGGAGUGUGGAAAGUGCUUCAGUCAGCGUGGAAACCUUAAAUACCAUCAACGAACUCACACAGGGGAAAAACCAUUUAAAUGCAUAGAGUGUGGAAAGAGCUUCAGUCAGAGUGGAUACCUUAAAUACCAUCAACGAACUCACACAGGGGAAAAACCAUUUAAAUGCAUAGAGUGUGGAAAGAGCUUCUCUUUGAGUGGACACCUUAAAAACCAUCAACAAACUCACACAGGGCAGAAACCAUUUAAAUGCAUGGAUUGUGGGAGAAGCUUCACUAGAAGUGGAACGCUUAGAAGACAUCAACGAAUUCACACAGGGCAGAAACCAUUUGAAUGCAUGGAGUGUGGAAAAUGCUUCCGUCAUACACAUUCGCUAAGAAUGCAUCAAUUUUCUCAUACAGGAGAGAAACCAUAUAAAUGCAUGGAGUGUGGAAAGAGCUUCGGUCAGAGUUCGAGCCUUAAUGCACAUCUACAAAUUCACACAAGGGAGAAACCUUUUAAAUGCAUGGAUUGUGGGGGAAGCUUCACUAGAAGUGGAACGCUUAGAAGACAUCAGCAAACUCACAGGGGAAAAACAAUUUAA